AUGUCGUCGAAAAGACCUCUCUCCUAUCCCAACUGGCAAUGCGUCAUCAAGUACAUAAAUUCAAACACGCACGAGUAUUAUAAUAAUAAUGGUGGAGAGACCCAUGAUGUUGAUAAAUAUGGAUUCCCGGUAGCUCCUUGGUAUUUUCGAACUUAUAAUGAUGAUGAUCUCCAAAAGCGGAAAAAGGAGAUUCAGAAAAGAAUUAAAACGCUCAAGAAAAAAUUGCCUGACUCAGCUGACGUUUUGGAACAUGCCGUGAAAAAUCUGAAGCAUCUAAACGAUAUUAUAUUUCGCCGUGAUCUUCAAUCGAAAAAUCUCGAACCACCGUUUACCCACUAUCUCCAACUCUCUAUUACUUCAAAUAGUCUGUUUGCAAAAGAUCCCAUCACUUCUGAAACUAAUGGUACAACACGAACGGAACGACUAGUCUACGAACAGCCGUUGGAGAAUGCUCAAAAGUAUCUGAUUGACAAGUUAUUCGGAGGAAGGUCUCAGAUAAUUAUUGGUCAUAUGAGCUUUGAUUCUGAAGAUCAUCAUUUUCCCAUGGGUUCUCUGCUGCGUGUUCAGAAUUUAACCAUUGGAUCUAGGUCGUUUGUUCGUUAUCGAGAUAAAGUGGAAAGCGUACUGGACUACAAAGAUUACCCAUUGGAAACGCUCUCUUUGAGUGGAGAGGAACUAAAUCAUCCAAUAGUCGAAACUGCUCCGAAGCUACUAUUCACCGGACUACCUUCCGACUUUCCUGUAAUCCGUCAUCGGAACGUCCAGUUCUCUGGCUAUUUUGACAUCACAACUUCAGUUCAGCAAUUAGUGCAACAUAUGCUGAGUGUCAAGACAAGCAUCGGAGUGUGCUAUGCAUUCUUUUCUUGGCUCGAUCUUAAGAAAACGGCAUUAAUUGAACAGAUCAAGGAAGCUCAUGAAGAACGAGUGAAACUCGUUGUGAAUACAAAAAACGAUACAUUCUCAAAUUGUGUUGUUCUCCAAAUGACAGAAACAUCAGAUCUAUUUGUCUACUGGACAAACGGGACAAUCAAAAUUGAAGUGUUGCCAUCCGGAAGUCCAGUACCAAUUGAGCAUGACGAAUAA
This is a messenger RNA of Caenorhabditis remanei, 1083 nucleotides long. RefSeq lists its product as uncharacterized. Lineage: Eukaryota; Metazoa; Nematoda; Chromadorea; Rhabditida; Rhabditidae. The coding region runs from base 1 to 1083 and encodes 360 amino acids. The transcript is spliced from 3 exons. The record is from RefSeq and is a predicted model, not a curated record.